AGGGGGUAUAUCAAUCGUCGAAUCGCUAAACAGCUAGGCAUAGGGAAGAGUUCGGUCCAUCAAGGUGACUGUAGAGUCUAGCCGCGAUGACGUGCGUCCUACGAUGCCCUCAGCCGGUCGCCCUCGCUUAGUGACAGAGAGAGUCCGGCCCGACAUAGUUCGGUCGAUUACCAGCGAGGAGGCAAAAAUCUCAGCUCACGUGGCGAAGAUCGUCGAGAAGCAGCACGACAUCACGUUGCAUCCUAAGACAGUGCGUAACUCUUUGAAUGGCAGUGGACUUGUCGCAAUCAAGCAUCCCAAGAAGCCGCGACACUCUCGGAAAAACAUACGCAAUAGGCUGGAAUGGGCCCGUGCCCAUGCAGACUGGACGGUUGACGACUGGAAGCGAGUGAUCUGUUCGGAUGAGACCAAGAUCGGUCGUUUUGCAUCCGACGGACUCUCAUACGCCUGCGUUCACGAAGGGACUGCCCUCCAAAGACACCAAAUCAAGCAGACCGUCAAACAUGGGGGCGGUUGCUUGAUGAUUUGCGACUGCAUGCCGUAUAAGGGAGCGGGUUUCAUGAGCACAACAUAUGGUAGGAUGGACGGACUGCUCUCUCAGAGUAUAUUUCAGGAUGAGCUCAAUAGUACGAUUGAGUUUUACCAGCUUACACCCUCGAAAACUAUCUUCCAGCACGACAACGACCCGAAGCACAAGUCGCGUAUCGUGCAGGAGCAGCUGGCCAAGCACGAGAAGCCUCCCACUAGUAUGCUGGACCUUUGGGAGAGUGUGCAGGAGGAAUGGGAGAAGAUCACGGCGGAUGUGUGCACCCACCUGGUGGAAAGCAUGCCCAGGAGGGUGAGGGUGGUGAUUAAGACGAAAGGGCGGUGGACUAGGUACUAGUUUGGGGUUGAUGGAACUUGCUGCUUAUGCCUGGCAAUAAUUGUCCACAUGUACC
Messenger RNA from Closterium sp. NIES-67, 938 nucleotides. The record is from the annotation of a GenBank genome assembly. Lineage: Eukaryota; Viridiplantae; Streptophyta; Zygnematophyceae; Desmidiales; Closteriaceae.